AAAAAAGUCGCUGUAGACGAUGUUACACUAAAGAUAUUCGAGGGACAAAUUACAGUUGUUUUUGGUCAUAACGGAGCUGGUAAAAGUAGUUUGAUGUCUGUCCUUACCGGUUUUUAUUCUCCGAGUCAGGGAACUGCCGUUGUCAAUGGUUACGACAUUAGAACAAGCAUGGAUGGCGUACGGUCAAGUUUAGGUUUAUGUCCACAACAUGACGUUUUGUUCGAUCGACUGACUGUUAAGGAGCAUUUGUGGUUCUUCGGAAAACUAAAGGGUCUGUCUAGUGAUGAAAUCGAUAGCGAAGUGGUAAAAAUGAUGGAGUCCAUCAAACUCGCGGAUAAAGCUAACGCUCAAACUAGAUAUUUGUCUGGCGGGAUGAAACGCAAGCUAUCUUUAGGAGUAGCGUUGAUUGGAAAAACAAAGGUGUUAAUGCUUGACGAACCUACUUCCGUAUCGUGA
Molecule: messenger RNA, 456 nt
Organism: Xenia sp. Carnegie-2017
Lineage: Eukaryota; Metazoa; Cnidaria; Anthozoa; Malacalcyonacea; Xeniidae
Product: phospholipid-transporting ATPase ABCA3-like
Exons: 4
Coding region: 94-456 (120 amino acids)
Biological process (GO): lipid transport; transmembrane transport
Cellular component (GO): intracellular membrane-bounded organelle; membrane
Molecular function (GO): lipid carrier activity; ATP binding; ABC-type transporter activity
Source: RefSeq, a predicted model, not a curated record